UGUAUAUAUAUAUAUAUAUAUAUGUCAAUUUUGAAUUUUGAAUGACACAUGAGUGAAUCAAACAGCCGAACUACUGUUAUCUAGCCAUCAACAUAUAGUAAUAUUUAUAUAUAUGUUUAAGCCUUGAAAGUACUAUGGUUGGAAGGCAUUGCAAUUAAGAUCAAUAUCUCUUUCGGUGGUUCAAAGAGUCGCAUGGAUACAACAACUUGGCAUCCUGAUCUUCUUCUUCUCUUUCUUCUGCUGUUGGGUGUCUCAGUUUUCAAUAUAGUUGCAUUGCAGCUGAAUAUCAUCAAGACCCUACCGGGCUUUCCUGGAGACUUACCCUUCAAACUUGAAACUGGGUAUGUGGGGGUGGAUGAGUUAGAGAAGAUACAGCUAUUCUAUUACUUCAUUGAAUCGGAGACAAGUCCAGAAAAUGAUCCUCUGGUGCUCUGGCACACCGGAGGCCCUGGUUGUUCUGUCCUUACCGCUCUCCUCUAUGAAAUAGGUCCAUUGUCAAUCGACUAUGAAAAAUCCAGUUGGAAUUCGACAACUUUGAAAUUGAAUCCAUACUCAUGGACCAAGGUUGCCAACAUAAUAUUUAUAGAUGCUCCUGUGGGAACAGGAUUUUCAUAUGCGACGAGUUGGGAAGCAUACAACAACUCCGAUACUAUAUCAGCAGCAACAAACUAUAAUUUUCUUAGAAAGUGGUUUAAGACUCAUCCCGAGUUCCUCAAAAAUCCACUUUACAUUGGUGGUGAUUCAUACUCAGGCAUUAUUGUCCCAAUCGUUGUUCAUGAGAUAACUAAUGGAAAUGAAGUUGGAGUUAAGCCAGCAAUGAACCUGAAGGGAUAUAUACUUGGAAAUCCAUUGACAAGCGAACAUGAUGAUGCUAAUUCAAGAGUUGAAUUUAGUCAUCGAAGAGCGCUUAUAUCAGAUAGACUUUAUCAGUCAAUUAAAACCAAUUGCAAAGGGGAAUAUGUGAAGAGAGAUCCAAGCAAUGUAUUAUGUGCAAACGAUUACGAAGAUUUAUGUAAGUGUCUCGAAAAUUUGAAGGCUGUAAAUAUUUUAGAAAACAUAUGUACGAGUUUGUCAUCCUCAAAUCCCACAGAACUUAUGCAGUGGGAUCUGAGUUCUCAAACAGAGGACUCUCUCAAUUUCUUGCGUUUAGUUUCUCGUCCUCCUUAUCGACCACAAAAUUGUCGUGAAGAUAACUAUGUUUAUGGUUAUAAUUGGGCUAAUGAUCAAACUGUCCAAAAUGCUCUUCUAAUUCGCAAGGGAACCGUUAAGGAGUGGUUGAGAUGCAAUGGCACAUUGAAGAGAAUUUCAUAUGCGAUGGAAACUCCAAGCGCUUUUCCUUAUCAUCGUAGUUAUGUCGACAAAGGCUAUCAAGUAAUAGUUUACAGUGGAGAUCAAGACUUGGUAGUACCAUAUUUGAGUUCACAAGCAUGGAUAGAAGCUCUGAACGUGACUAUUGUCAAUGAUUGGAGACCAUGGUUUGUCGAUCGGCAAGUUGCAGGAUACACAGUACAGUAUGCAAAUAAAAAGCACCAUGUGACAUUUGCAACAGUAAAGGGUGCGGGCCACACAGCUCCAGAGUACAAUCCCAAGGAAUGCUUUGCUAUGAUUGAUAGAUGGUUUGCUAAAUAUCCUAUAUAAUCAGGGUCCAAUAUUUAUAGGAUGUUUCUCUUGUAAUUGUCGAUUAAAUUAUAAAAAAAUGAAAUUUGUUUGUGCUAAAUUUGAGUGUAUGUUAAAUUAUAAAAAAGUGAAAUUUGUCUGUGUUGAACUAGAGUUUAUGUAUUCCAGUUUCUAGCAAAUCAUUCCGAGAGUAAAUAUGUUCCAGUAAUUAUAUAUAGUUCAUUGUAGCUGCGAUUACGUUCUGUUAAUUUGUUUA
Molecule: messenger RNA, 1873 nt
Organism: Ziziphus jujuba (common jujube)
Lineage: Eukaryota; Viridiplantae; Streptophyta; Magnoliopsida; Rosales; Rhamnaceae
Product: serine carboxypeptidase-like 17
Exons: 14
Coding region: 193-1638 (481 amino acids)
Biological process (GO): secondary metabolic process; proteolysis
Molecular function (GO): serine-type carboxypeptidase activity; acyltransferase activity, transferring groups other than amino-acyl groups
Source: RefSeq, a predicted model, not a curated record